This is a messenger RNA of Dentiscutata heterogama, 162 nucleotides long. Lineage: Eukaryota; Fungi; Glomeromycota; Glomeromycetes; Diversisporales; Gigasporaceae. The record is from the annotation of a GenBank genome assembly.
AUGCCUAAACAACUAAGACAAUUAUUUGCAACAAUUUUAAUCUAUUGCAAGCCAACUAAUAUUUUAGAACUUUGGAAUACAUAUUUACCUGCUUUAUCUGAAGAUUUUGUAUAUAAUCCAAAUUCUAAACAUGUAGCUUUAGAUUAUAAUGAUCCAAGAAUA